AACCGCGCGGGCUUCUGGGUAAUGUAAGGUGCAGCACGCUGAAGGCAGCUGGUGAAAAAAUAGCUUCCGCAGUUCCGUCAGCUGGCGAGGUUAAAUGCUUUGUAAGUGUACACCGUUGGACUCUUAUUUCUCUCUUUUCACACAACAGUAACAGCCACGUCUGCGCGGCUUCUCCAGUGUUUUUUUUUUUCCUUGUGUGAUUUUUGGCGCAACAUGAGUCUGAGCGAGCAUUCACUGCAAGCACUCUCCUGGAGGAAGCUGUACCUGAGUCGAGCUAAACUGAAAGCUUCCAGCCGGACAUCAGCUCUGCUCUCUGGAUUUGCCAUGGUGGCCAUGGUAGAAGUGCAGCUGGACAACAGCUAUCCCUACCCACCUGCCCUCCUCAUCGCCUUCAGUGCCUGCACCACUGUGCUCGUGGCCGUUCACCUGUUCGCUCUGAUGGUCAGCACCUGCAUUCUGCCCAACAUAGAGGCUGUCAGCAACGUCCACAAUCUCAACUCUGUGAAGGAGUCUCCACACGAGAGGAUGCACCGGCACAUUGAACUGGCUUGGGCUUUUUCUACUGUUAUUGGUACUUUGCUCUUCCUCGCUGAAGUGGUUCUACUCUGCUGGGUAAAAUUUUUGCCCGUGAAGCCCAAAACAUCCAAUAGUACUACAGUUUCAUCUGGUGUGGCUGCUGCCAUUACCUCCACCUCCAUUAUGGUUCCCUUUGGUUUAGUCUUCAUCGUCUUCGCUGUACAUUUCUACCGCUCUUUGGUCAGCCACAAGACGGACAGACAGUUUCAGGAGCUGGAGGAGCUUUCUAACCUCACCAGGCUCCAAAACGAGCUCGACAACAGAGGGGAAUCUUCCAUUCUGCAGUCACCAAGCUCACAUUUCCCAUAAAUGUGUACAGCGGAUACACAUCUAUGGUUGAACUUUGACUCCGUGGAGAUUUGUCCAAGGAAGAAGCCACAUUACUGGCUUCUAAUUUUUUACAGGAAUGAAGAUAUUCAUCACCCUUUGUUGUGAAAUUUACUUUUGCGAGGAACUGUAUUUUUAGAAGACACUUUUGUUUCAACUGUGAACUCACAAAUCUGACAUAAUGCAUGUAGCUUGAAAUCAUGAAGUCUUAACUGUUAUAGUUGCUUGAUUUAUGUCUACACACAUCCAAGAGUAACUUGACAUCCUGUCUGUUGCCUGCUGCUUUUAUUUACCACUUUGUCAGUGAACACUCGUAUUUGUUUAUGUAUAUUACUUUGUUGUGUUUUGUGAACCACACAUAUGUAACUUUUUGCUCCAUAUUUACAUGACCUAUUGUACUGUUCACCACUUGCAUUCAGAAUGCAUUCUGCGCUGACUAAUCACUUGCCUAAACUACAGUACUAUUAGCGUAUAUUUGCUGACAUCUGUAGCAGAGGCUGUGAUGUUAAAAUAAACAUUUUUAUACCAACUGA
This is a messenger RNA of Acanthochromis polyacanthus (spiny chromis), 1436 nucleotides long. RefSeq names its product ORAI calcium release-activated calcium modulator 1b (gene orai1b). Gene Ontology annotation, cellular component: membrane. The transcript has 2 exons. Gene Ontology annotation, biological process: store-operated calcium entry. Bases 214 to 885 code for a protein of 223 amino acids. Lineage: Eukaryota; Metazoa; Chordata; Actinopteri; Pomacentridae. The record is from RefSeq and is a predicted model, not a curated record. Gene Ontology annotation, molecular function: store-operated calcium channel activity.